CAACAAGUCCUUAGAUCCUCAUAUUCUUCUCCUCCAUUUUCAUCUGUGAUCUGUUUAAUCUUUUUGGCAAAAGUAGAGAGAGAUAAAUAGGCAAUGGCUAUUCGUUUGCUUGGUAUUUUACAUGCAAAGCACAUUCUCCGCAGAUCCAACUCAUUUGCCAAGCAAGCAGCUUCAAUGUCUUCCGAUGUUCCAAAAGGGUACUUGGCAGUAUACGUCGGAGAGGGCGAAAAGAAACGAUUCUUAAUUCCAGUGUCGUUUCUGAACCAGCCUUCAUUUCAAGAAUUGCUAAGUAAGGUUGAGGAAGAAUUUGGUUUUGAUCAUCCAAUGGGUGGUCUCACAAUUCCAUGCAUCGAAGACAUCUUCAUGAAUCUCACUUCUUGCUUGCAUGAGUUGUUGUGAUACGACUCGACAUUCGUGUCAUACUCGAAGAAAGGGCAAGAGCUUCUCCCUCCUGAAUAGCAAGGGAUCUCAUUUACCAUUAUUUUAUACUCACUCCGAGAUAUUACAACUAAUUAAAUUAAAUGAACAGUGACAAUUUUAUAACUCUA
Messenger RNA from Juglans regia (Persian walnut), 548 nucleotides. RefSeq names its product auxin-induced protein 15A-like. The record is from RefSeq and is a predicted model, not a curated record. NCBI's taxonomy places the organism in Eukaryota, Viridiplantae, Streptophyta, Magnoliopsida, Fagales, Juglandaceae. The transcript has a single exon. The coding region runs from base 94 to 399 and encodes 101 amino acids. Gene Ontology annotation, biological process: response to auxin.